AUGGUGUUUUUAAUUUCAACGCUUGAAGAAUAUUUUUCAUUUCUUGAUAAAAUCGAGCCUGACACUUUAUUUUAUGCAUUAAUUUUAAUUAAAUGGAUUAUUUCUACUUGGGAACAUUAUCUGUCUUACAGACAAUAUCAAAAUUAUAAACGUCAUCAAAAUGUUCCAGCUGAACUAACCGAUGUAAUGACAGAUGAUGAACUUAAUAAAGCACGUUUAUAUGCUAUGGACAAAAUGCGUUACAAUGAAAUUCAUUCGAUAUUCAAUCAAGUUGAAACAACGAUAUUACUGUUGAUUGGUGUUCUUCCAUGGUUAUGGCAAACAUCUGGCAAUAUAUUAGCUAAAUAUAAUUAUUUCAAUUAUGAGAUACUGCAAUCCAUUGUAUUUGUUGGUAUUAUUAUGAUCUAUUCAACAAUAUCAAAUAUUCCUUGGUCAUAUUAUUAUCAUUUUGUACUUGAAGAAAAACACGGAUUUAACAAACAAACAGUUAAAUUUUUCAUCAAAGAUACUAUUAAAAAAUUACUUGUUACAUGUAUAUUAACACUACCCAUAGUUUCAUUGUUGAUUAAAAUUAUUCAGAUAGGUGGUGAUUACUUUUUUGUUUAUGCAUGGCUUUUUGUUACAACUAUGUCAUUGAUAAUCGCAUUCAUUUAUCCAAAUUAUAUUGCACCAUUAUUUGAUCGUUAUGAUCCAUUACGUGAAGGAGAACUACUUACAAGCAUCGAAACAUUAGCGGCUAAACUCAAAUUUCCGCUUGCGAAAAUUUAUGUUGUUGAAGGCUCAGCUCGGUCGGCUCAUUCUAAUGCUUAUUUCUAUGGAUUUUUUAAAGCCAAACGAAUUGUUCUCUACGAUACCCUUAUAAAAGGUUAUAGUAUUAGUGAAAAUAAAGAUGAUGAUAAAGAAAAAACAUCAGAAGCAGAAAAUACAUUAACUCAUCGCAAAACAAAUGAUGUCCAGCAAGCCAAUAAAAAGAAAGCUGAAAAAGGUUGUGAACCCGAAGAAGUUCUUGCUGUAUUGUGCCAUGAAUUUGGACAUUGGUCAUUGAGUCAUAAUCUUAUUAAUUUAUGUAUUUCAUUUCUUAAUUUAUUCUUCGUCUUUGUCCUAUUUGCUGCUUUGUUCGAACGUUCGGCUCUUUAUGGAGCAUAUGGUUUUACUGCAACAAAACCAAUUCUAAUUGGUUUAUUAAUCAUCUUUCAAUAUGUUUUGUUACCGUAUUUUGAGGUCUUUUCGUUUGCAUUAACGGUAUUAUCUCGUCGUUUUGAAUUUCAAGCCGAUAAUUUCGCUGUUAAACUUCAUUAUGCUGAUUCAUUGGGACGCGCAUUAAAGAAACUUCAAGUUGAUAAUAUGGCAUAUCCAUUUUCGGAUUAUCUUUAUGCAAAAUAUCAUUAUUCGCAUCCAACACUGCUUGAACGUCUUAAAGCAAUUGAAUUGGCGAAAACAAGCUAA
Molecule: messenger RNA, 1446 nt
Organism: Rotaria socialis
Lineage: Eukaryota; Metazoa; Rotifera; Eurotatoria; Philodinida; Philodinidae
Source: the annotation of a GenBank genome assembly